Molecule: messenger RNA, 1246 nt
Organism: Colletotrichum phormii
Lineage: Eukaryota; Fungi; Ascomycota; Sordariomycetes; Glomerellales; Glomerellaceae
Exons: 1
Coding region: 707-1138 (143 amino acids)
Source: RefSeq, a predicted model, not a curated record
CUUGGUCAAGUCAAUGUCGGGCCUCCGCUCCUCCAGCAGGUUCUCCACGCGUCCUUCUUUUCCAAUCUCUUGAAAUCUUCAUUCGAUGAAGAUAUCCGUCAUGCUAGACUUCAUCGACAACGUUCCUCAGGUCUCUUUGUCCCUCGCCAUAGACAAACCUCUUGCUGCCCUUCUCGCCCUCGAUCAAAAACUCCGCGACUUCGGCGUUUUCAACAAUGCUUCUCGCCUUCCCUUGGUGCUCGGCAUCGGAAGUGUCGGUACAGUCGUCGAAUACGGGUCUUCGAUCGUUCCAAGCGAUAUCCCUCUUCCGUCUGUCGGUACACUGGUCCUUUUUCAGGGGAAUCUUCGUCGACUGCAUGUCGGCGGCUUGGACCCUUCGUUCUGGCCGACACUCAAUUCUUGAUCCCCGUCCCAGGGGUUACAUCCUCCCUUCAAGCUGCAACGUUGAUCACUGACCCUUUCACUGCGGCUCUUUCUCUUUUCCAUUCAUCUGGCCUGAGGUCCCCCUUUCCUGGCACUGAUUCGACCUUCGAGUACCGAGGGGCACGUGUCAUCGUCCUUGGCGCAGGCACAACUGCCGGCACUUUUAUCGUUCGACUUGCGGCGGUUGCUGGUAUCGAGACCAUCAUAAACACCUCUUCCAAUACCUUUUUUGCAACUCCAAACCCACGGGGCAACUGAUGUCAUUGAUCGGUCCUCCUCUUCCAUGCCAUCCGAAGUCCAGCGUAUCCUCGGUUCUCCUCCCUCGCAUGUCGUGGAGGCAUGUGCAUCUGGUCAUCCCACUCUUGCUGCCUCCCUUUUCUUUCCCACCGUUUCCAUCGAUGCCCCGAAGUUCAUUGUCUUGUUGUCGUCCUUGGCUGGUGCCGACAUUGAUGCCUUGGCUGAAAGGGGUGUUUCCUUGCGCAACAUCUAUGGCUCCUUCGAGGCCCAUCCAGAUGUGUAUCAAUUGUGGGCCGCAGCUCUUCCCAAGUGGUUAUUGUCUGGCGAGUUGGAAGCCCCCUCUCAUAGAGUAAUCCCCAGUGUCGACCCGCGCCUCGUCAACACCGCACUCGAUGACAUCGGAAGAGGUGGCGGGGUAAGGUAUGUCGUCAACAUGGAGGGCGAGGACGACGCGGGGGAGGACAGAGGAGAUAUAUAGACGAGAGAGUGGAGGUGGAUAGGGUAGAACGACCAGGGGUAGACCAGAGGCACAGCAAGCUAAGAUGCCGUGGGGGGGGGGUGUUGUACGAGAUCCGUCACUCAACGG